UUAGCUUCGUAUUUUAUGUUUUCUCGUUUCGUAUUGUUUAUACAUACAAUAUUUAGCGUAUUUGCCGAAUAUUCCAGGCUCAUCAUCGCCGUGCGCCGUUCGCAAGUACAUACAUACUUAUCCCGUUGGAAUACCUUGGCCGGCCGCGGCUCCUGCACCGGCCGGGAGCGAAUUGUUGAGCGUGCGCAGCCGGCUUCCCUGAGCGGCAAGUACCACCAGAACGAGGAACGACACUUCUUGAUCGGGAGACCGUUAACUGCUCCACCGUCGCAACAUCUGGGUGACUCCAAGGAAAGUACACUCCAACGCUAUGAACGCUUAGAAAAAAUGCAGCAACACUUCUGGCAAAGAUGGCAGCGUGAAUAUCUGUCUGAGAUGCAGCAGAGAACAAAAUGGAAAAGCAGUACAUCAAAGCUGGACAUAGGAGAUAUGGUACUCUUGGCAGAUGACAAUGCUCCUCCACUAUCUUGGAAGCUCGGGAGAGUACUACGCCUCAUCACGGGAUCCGAUGGAACAGCGAGAGUGGCAGACAUCACCACUAAUAAAGGCUGUGUGCGCCGAUCUCUAGUAAGGCUGUGCAAGCUGCCGACAGCCGAGGAACUUCAAGGUUGAAAGUGAUCUUUCAACGGCCGGGAGGAUGUUCAGACUGACGCCUGCUCAAUAUUGCGUCGGGGCACAGUGACGCGAAAAUUGCCGUCGCCCGCAUCAGGCGCUUGGGCAUUUUUUAAUACAAAUCGGUCGCGGGUGUGCCACUUGUCCCGAGAUCACCGUAACGUUCACAUGUAUUUUUUUCAAUUAUACUAUUUUAAAGUAUCCGGUUGUUUAACUUAAGGCACCAUUCUAUUUACUAAAG
Messenger RNA from Papilio machaon (common yellow swallowtail), 853 nucleotides. RefSeq lists its product as uncharacterized. The record is from RefSeq and is a predicted model, not a curated record. The coding region runs from base 16 to 612 and encodes 198 amino acids. NCBI's taxonomy places the organism in Eukaryota, Metazoa, Arthropoda, Insecta, Lepidoptera, Papilionidae. The transcript has 2 exons.